Molecule: messenger RNA, 1226 nt
Organism: Triticum aestivum (bread wheat)
Lineage: Eukaryota; Viridiplantae; Streptophyta; Magnoliopsida; Poales; Poaceae
Exons: 1
Coding region: 66-1226 (386 amino acids)
Molecular function (GO): protein binding
Source: RefSeq, a predicted model, not a curated record
CGUUCCACCCAGCGCACCAGCCCAAAAAAUUUCCCGGCCCGAAACCCUCGCCGCCGCCACCGACCAUGCCGCCGGCGCCGGCGCUGCCGGAUGAGCUUCUCGAGGAGAUCUUCCUCCGCUUCCCGCCGGACGAGCCCGAGCACCUCGUGCGCGCCUCCCUCGCCUGCAAGCUCUGGCUCGGCCUCCUCUCCAGCGCCCGCUUCCGCGGCCUCUACCGCGACUUCCAUGGAGCUCCCCCCAUGCUGGGAUUCCUUUACAACUGGAUCUUUAACCGCGGCUCCAAGGAGGAUGACCCCGUGGCAAACUUCGUCCCCACCGCGAAAUUCGGCGCACUCAUCUCCGCCGCCGAUGGCUGGGACCGUGGGUACGCUCCGUGGGACUGCCGCCAUGGCCGCGUCCUCCUUGGGAACUACACGGGGCUCGUCGUUUGGGACCCCAUGACAGGCCGCCGGAUGAAGCUGGAAGCGCCUGUUGGCUAUGUUGGCGCGGCGGUGCUCUGCGCUGUGAGGGGCUGUGACCACCGUGCAUGCCAUGAGGGCCCCUUCCAGGUGGUCUUCAUCGGCCUGGACACGAACGAUGAUGAUGGUGAUUGUGUUGCACAUGCGUAUGUGUCCUCGCCCAUGCCGGCCGAGUGGAGUGACUUGGGUUCUGAUUCUCUUUUUGAUGGAUGGAGCAAGCCGUGCUCUGGUCUUCAUCUUAUUACGGCCGAUCCAUUCAUCGAUUCACUGCCCCCUGUCCACGUCGAAAACGCACUUCACUUCAUGCUUAGGUAUGAUGAUAAGCGUGUAGGGAUUCUUAAGUAUGACUUGAGCUCUAAUUGCUUAUCACUGAUUGAUGCGCCGCUUACCGGGUCGGCCAUUGUUGGUCCUGCUAUCCUCAUGGCAAUGGAGGAUGGCGGCUUGGGGUUGGCACACUUGGACGGGUUAAUCCUCCACCUAUGGUCAAGACAGAUAGAUUCCAAUGGAGUUGCGUCAUGGACUCAGCGUAAAGUCAUCGAUCUCAAGGAACUUCUCCCCAUUCAAAAUCCCAAGAAAAGAAUUAGCGUUAUUGGGUCUGUGGAGGGCCAUGAUAUCAUUUUUGUGACCGUAGAUCUUGGCAUCUGCGAGAUUAAUUUGAAGACACUACGGUGGAAGAAGAUAUGGAAGAGAGAAAAAUUCCGUUCUUUGAUUCCAUACAUGAGCUUCUACAACCGACAAGGUAUAUCUAUAUGUCCGUUUCUUCUGUGA